AUGGCCACAGUACCGCCAAUGACGAGCGCUCCUUCGAGGAACACUCCGACAACCCCUUCGAGCAGCUCUAAAAUCAAGCCUGGCACGCUUCGCACGUCUCCUAGAAAAAGAAAACCCCAUAGAAGAGACAGCUCUCCAACUGCCACGGCUGUCGCCGUUCUGUCCCCAGUCCGCCGUCGGGAGGAGAUCCACGCUCGUCUCAAGAAGACCAGAGCUUACAAGGAGCGCCUUAUCGCGGAUAAGAGAGAAGCUGAGGAGGGCAUCGCUGAUGUGCAUGAGACUUACCGCGCGCAGCUGCUAGAGCUCAUCAAACACGAGCCCGAAGCGCAGAACGUCGCCUCUGCUCGUGACGCGUUGGCUGCGGUGCAAGCCGUCAUAACGCGUAUCCGAACACAAGCCGAGCAGGCGGAGAAGAAGGAGAAGAGCGCGGCCCGCCGCGCGACGAAGGCCGAGUCGAAGCUGGGUAAAUCGGAGGAAAGGAGUGCGGGACUUGAGCGGGAGCUGGACGAGGCUAAGCGCGAGCUGGGGCUCGAACGGAUGACUUUGGAUGCUGUUUUGGUUGCCUUGGAGGACGAGUAG
Molecule: messenger RNA, 579 nt
Organism: Peniophora sp. CBMAI 1063
Lineage: Eukaryota; Fungi; Basidiomycota; Agaricomycetes; Russulales; Peniophoraceae
Source: the annotation of a GenBank genome assembly